This is a messenger RNA of Salvia miltiorrhiza (redroot sage), 2033 nucleotides long. RefSeq lists its product as uncharacterized. The transcript is spliced from 6 exons. The record is from RefSeq and is a predicted model, not a curated record. The coding region runs from base 404 to 1618 and encodes 404 amino acids. Lineage: Eukaryota; Viridiplantae; Streptophyta; Magnoliopsida; Lamiales; Lamiaceae.
CUCAUAGUGCAGAUUAGCAAAGGUAUCCGGCACUUUACAAUUGUUUGGUGCCAAUUAAACUUUUUCCGAGUAGCCCGCAAAAAAGGCAUGGCCCGGUGAAAAAGUGAUGUUCACCCCUUAAAACGUCUCGCGACUCCCCCCUCCGAUACCACUUCCAGACUUCAGGAAAACAUUUACGCUGCCUUAAUUACCCUUCAAAUUUUUUAUUCAAAACUCGUUUCUAGGUCAAAAAAUCAGCCGCGCGUAUUUCUUCAUCUUUGCUAUUCUGCAGAGCUCGCGACAAUCGAAAAGCAGAUCGAAGAAUUGACGCAGAACGACGACGUCGCUGUGGAGUACAUUCCAGCUAGGCAAAGACAGUAAGCUUGGGUGAGCAUUAUACUGCAACAAUUGAAGGCAACUAAAAAUGGCUGGAAGAGUAUGUCCUCGUGAUAAAGACAUAUUAUUCUUGGUACUACAAGAAAUUUUGCGUGAUCAUAUUAUACAAAUUGCUAUUGUCAUUGCAUAUAUAGCUAAGACUUAUUCAAGGAAGAGAAAACGUCAGACAGCAGUACCUAAAUAUAGCAUGAUUUGUAGGAUGCCUGACCAAAUAAAACAUCUAGGUCGAAUGAUAGAUGCUACGGAUAUUGAUUGUAUUGCUAACUUACGUAUGGACCGUAGUACCUUUGGGAGACUUUGUCGAAUCUUGCGGGAAAGAGGGGGUUUAGUUGAUGGGAAUUAUGUUAAAGUAGAGGAACAGGUUGCCAUAUUUUUGUCUGUGUUGGCCCAUCACAAAAAAAAUAGGGUAGUUAAAUUUAAUUUUUGGAGGUCUGGGCAAACGGUAUCGCAUUAUAUCCACGCGGUAUUAGGAGCAAUUAUUAGCUUACAUGAUGUGUUCCUGGUUAAGCCCGAGGCUGUCACAGAUGAAUGCACGGACACGAGAUGGCAAUGGUUCAAGGGGUGUCUAGGAGCAUUAGACGGCACCUACAUCAACGUAACAGUUAGCAAUAUUGAUAAACCUCGAUAUAGGACAAGGAAGGGGCAGAUCUCUACGAACGUCUUAGGCGUUUGUGAUCGGAACUUGAACUUUGUUUAUGUUCUUUCCGGGUGGGAAGGCUCGGCCAAUGAUUCUAGAAUUCUGCGGGACGCAUUGAACAGACCACACGGAUUAAAAGUUCCCAAGGGAAAAUACUAUUUGUGUGACAAUGGUUACGCAAAUAGUGAGGGUUUUUUAACACCUUUUAAAGGUGUUCGAUACCACCUUAAAGAGUGGGGUCCUAAUUCUGCCCGACCUCAAAACAAGGAGGAACUUUUUAACCUAAGACAUGCUAAGGCACGUAAUGUGGUUGAGAGGGCUUUCGGGAUAAUGAAGAUGAGAUGGGGGAUACUAAGAUCUACAACAUUUUAUCCGAUAAAGGUUCAAAAUAGGCUAAUAAUGGCAACGUUUUUAAUUAACAACUUCAUCCGCAAACAAAUGGUUGUUGACCCAAUUGAAGAACAAUACAAUGCGAUGGUUGAAGAUGGUGAUGUGGAUGUAGAAUCUCAUAACUUUGUUGAAAAUGUUGAAUCUUCUCCCCAAUGGAAUGCAGCUAGAGACACUUUGGCGGAAGGAAUGUGGCAGCAGUAUAUUAAUUAUGCCUAAAUAAUGUCUGCCUACAAACGAGUUCAUAAAUGGAGGCCAUGUCCGAUGUUUCAAAUACCACCCCGUUUUGUAGCUGCGGUCACGGAGCAAUGAAUCUAAAGUGUGCUGGUCCUGGAGCAAAUUUUCCAGGUCGAUAUUACUACAAGUGUCCAUUAGAAGGAAAUCACCCCAAGGGAUUCUAUUGGUAUGAUGAGCAUCACGUUGUGUGUUCAAUGAGGUCAGCGUCUUCCGUGGAUUCUCCCAUUCGAAACAAUCAACCACGAGCUCAUUCCCAAUCCAUGGCACCAAAUGUCUUUGAUGCGGUUCAAGAAAUUGACCACCGGGGCGUUUGCUUGCAUUCUCCACGUGGAUAUCUCGAGCUCCAUACCACAAACCUAUUUUUUUCCAUUGUGACACUUGUAGUCGGGAUUGUAAU